GAUAUACAUAAAAUACUUUUGACGAUUAAACAGCUUCUUCCUGAAAACAAAAUGUCAAGACAAAAAUUUACUGAUGCCCCAGGUGGGGAUACCGUACUUUACGAUGUGGUGGAUGAGAGCAAUGGCUACAGACAAGGCACGUUUUUUACCGAAACAAUCGAGAAGCAUCUCGAAAUAUUUAAUAACCUUCCCAACAUUAAAUGCAGAGAGGACGACAUCCUUUUAACUUCAUAUCCGAAAACAGGUACAAACUGGCUAUGGGAAAUGUUGGUAAUGGUUAUAGCAAAAUCGAGCAAAGUAACCGGUGAUACCAAACAUUUAGGGAUGAUAGAGGGUGUGCCAGCAGAGUUAACAGAAGGCAUGCAAUCCCCGAGACUCCUUAACACGCACCUAAAGAUAAAAUAUUUUCCAAAGGGGGUAUUUGAAAAGAAGAUUAAAGCAGUACUGUUGGUUCGCAAUCCCAAAGAUGUCGCCGUAUCGUUUUACAAUCACACAUAUGGCUUAAAACCCUAUGAGUAUGAUGGGAAAUUUGAAAACUACGUUCAGAUGUUCAUGAGGGGUGAAACUGAUUACGGCUCAUAUCCAGAGUAUUUGAGAGAAUGGCAGACGUUCAUCCGUGAAAAUCCAGACUUUCCAGUACUUGUCCUGUAUUACGAAGAUCUCAAACGGGAUUGUCUCUGUGAAAUGAAGAAGGUGUGUACAUUUCUUGAGAUUGAUGCUAACGAGGAUCUGCUAAAGCAGAUUGUUGACAACUGUAACAUAGACAAACUACGACAAAGCAAGACGGACAGUAUGCCAGAGGAAAUGAAGCAACAUUUUCUGACAAACAUACUGAAGAAAGAUUUUUCUAUUUACAGGAAAGGUCAAGUUGGUGACUGGAAAAACUGGUUUACCGUGGCCCAGAAUGAAAUGUUUGAGGACUGGUGGAAUAAAGAAACACAGACCCUUGAUAUGUUCUCAUUCAAGUAUACAUGAUCACCUCCGCGUACAUCAUAGGAACAAGUAGCUCAGCUCAAAGUUAUAGACAUUUGCUACGAAACGCAUAUAUUUCUGUUACGUAUAAUCUCUCAGAUUGUUGACCAAACUAAUAAUACAUACAUUUACAUUCAAUUAUAACCCACCAGAUAGACAUAACGAGGGUUGAGCGCAAUACUGCCAUAACUCCUUCUUUAUUUAGUAGAACUUACGGCAGUAUUGCGCUCAACCUUCGAAUUACAAUCGACAGGUUUGAUGGGACACUGGAUGUUUUAGUUUUAAUAAACGCAUGUCUCCGCAAAUUGAAAAUUUGCUACUAAUGGUAAGCCGUCACUAGUGGGGAAACACUUUCCUCUUUACAUAUAAAACAGGUAAACAAAAACUGAAAAAUAUGUGUUCCAUAUUUGCACUUCGAUGGUACUCUUGCAAUCUUGGAUACUAUUUGCGAGACGUUGGUUCCGUCAUUGCAUAACAUUUAUUAUCAGUCGUGUCCAUUGAAACGAAGCAUCAAAAUAUCAACUGUAAUGGUAAUGUUAGCACAAUAAAUAUAUGCAGAUAGAAAA
Mercenaria mercenaria is the source of this 1538-nucleotide messenger RNA. RefSeq names its product sulfotransferase 1B1-like. Gene Ontology annotation, biological process: sulfation. The transcript is spliced from 7 exons. Lineage: Eukaryota; Metazoa; Mollusca; Bivalvia; Venerida; Veneridae. Gene Ontology annotation, cellular component: cytoplasm. The record is from RefSeq and is a predicted model, not a curated record. Bases 52 to 975 code for a protein of 307 amino acids. Gene Ontology annotation, molecular function: sulfotransferase activity.